AACCCUCCCAACUCAUCAGUCUUUCUUCCUCUCGACAGAGCUAGGGUUUUGUAUCAAAAUGGCGACUCGCUAUCUGACUCGUUCUCUACUCACUGCCUUCACUCGCUCAUACAAUUCUAUUGCACCGCCGAGCUCAUUAUCUGCUUUCUCUCUCCUCCGCCUGCGACCUCUUAUCGCCGUCGCCGCCAAUCUAAAAAACGCCUCUCCGCCGCCGACGCCUUUUGCUGUUCGAGGGUUUGCCACUCGACAGACGUCAUCGUCUCUCAAUGACCCGAACCCUAACUGGUCGAAUCGACCCCCGAAGGAGACGAUUUUGCUUGACGGUUGUGACUUUGAACACUGGCUUGUUGUGAUGGAGAAGCCCGAAGGUGAUCCCACUAGGGAUGAGAUUAUUGAUAGUUACAUCAAAACUCUUGCUACUAUUGUUGGAAGCGAGGAAGAAGCAAGGAUGAAGAUAUAUUCUGUCUCAACCAGGCAUUACUAUGCUUUUGGUGCCCUUGUAUCGGAAGAACUUUCGUACAAACUAAAAGAGCUGCCCAGGGUUCGUUGGGUGCUUCCUGAUUCCUAUCUGGAUGUUAGAAAUAAAGAUUACGGAGGGGAACCUUUUAUCAAUGGGCAGGCUGUACCUUAUGACCCUAAGUACCAUGAGGAGUGGGUGAGAAACAAUGCUCGUGCUAAUGAGAGAAACAGGCGAAAUGACCGACCUCGUAAUUUUGAUAGAUCCAGAAACUUUGAGAGAAGAAGAGACAUGCAGACUUACCAAAACAGUCAGAACCCUGGAUCCAACAUGCCACCAGGGGGGCCUCCCAACAUGAGGAAUCCACCGCCUCCCAACAUGGGCGGGAUGCAGCAACUUAACAUGGGAGGUCCACCCAACAUGGGCGGGACGACGCAGCAACCUAACAUGGGAGGUCCACCCAACAUGGGCGGGAUGCAGCAACCUAACAUGGGAGGUCCACCCAACAUGGGCGGGAUGCAACAGCCGGGCAUGGGCGGGAUAAACCAGCAGGGCAUGGGAGGUCCUCCCAACAUGGGCAGGAUGCACCAGCCGGGCAUGGGAGGUCCACCCAACAUGGGCGGGAUGCAACAGCCGGGCAUGGGAGGUCCACCCAACAUGGGCGGGAUGCAACAGCCGGGCAUGGGAGGUCCACCCAACAUGGGCGGGAUGCACCAGCAGGGCAUGGGAGGUCCUCCCAACAUGGGCGGGAUGCACCAGCAGGGCAUGGGAGGGCCGCCCAACCCAGGCGGGAUGCACCAGCAGGGCAUGGGAGGGCCGCCCAACCCAGGCGGGAUGCACCAGCCGGGUAUGGGAAGGCCACCCCAUGGGGGCGGGAUGCAGCAGCCAAACAUGCCUCCCAACACAGGAGGUGUACCACCAGCAAACAUGGGUGGAGGGCCUACCCAUAACUAUGGAGGAGUGCCAAACAAUGGACCCAAUUUCCAAUACAACAGCGGAUCAAACAGUGGAGGCACACCUUACCCAACAGGUCCAGGACCAAACCAGAGCUACUCUCCUAAUCCAUCUGAUGGAAACUCUUAUCAGAAUCAAAACUUGCCUGGAAGAGAUAUGCCCCCUCCAAAUUACCGAUAAGCAGAUGUAGAUAAUAAGUAUGAAGUUCUUAAUGCUAGGGUUUUAUUUUGCGAAGUAGUGUACCAUCUUAUGUUUUGGUAGCAUGAUUUCAUCAUAAUGGUUGGAAAUGCAAAUGAUUACAUAUUGAGUGCUGUACUAAAAAUAAUUCAUAUUUAUUUAAGUGCCAUCACCUUAUUAGAAUUGCUGUAUUCA
Messenger RNA from Nicotiana tabacum (common tobacco), 1783 nucleotides. RefSeq lists its product as uncharacterized. The record is from RefSeq and is a predicted model, not a curated record. Gene Ontology annotation, cellular component: mitochondrion. Lineage: Eukaryota; Viridiplantae; Streptophyta; Magnoliopsida; Solanales; Solanaceae. Gene Ontology annotation, biological process: cytidine to uridine editing; mitochondrial mRNA modification.